This is a messenger RNA of Neurospora tetrasperma FGSC 2508, 879 nucleotides long. RefSeq names its product mitochondrial inner membrane protease atp-23. Gene Ontology annotation, molecular function: metalloendopeptidase activity. NCBI's taxonomy places the organism in Eukaryota, Fungi, Ascomycota, Sordariomycetes, Sordariales, Sordariaceae. The transcript has 2 exons. Bases 1 to 879 code for a protein of 292 amino acids. Gene Ontology annotation, biological process: mitochondrial protein processing; mitochondrial proton-transporting ATP synthase complex assembly. The record is from RefSeq and is a predicted model, not a curated record. Gene Ontology annotation, cellular component: extrinsic component of mitochondrial inner membrane.
AUGUCACCAGCGCCCACCACUAGCGCCGGCCCCGCGUCCUCGGGCAUUCCUCCCUCCUCCCUCCCCACAUCCACCGUCACCGAGAACGAUACGCAACCCUCCUCCUCCUCGAAAGCCAACGAUCUCCUUCCUCGCUACCUCACGAACGACACCUCCCGCACCGGCUACGACCCCUCCAUCCAAUGGUGGAUGAACUACUUCAAGAUUCUCACCGGCCAAAUCACGCCCGAGGGCGUCGAGCACUACCGUGAAGACCGGUACAAGGCCAACGAGGCGCGCGACUGCGCCCGGUGCGAGGCCGACCGUGACUGGCUGUUUCAGAACUCGCCGGUGAUCCGGUUCCUGCGUGAGAAGGUGGCCAACCUAAACGGCGUCUUGGAUGAGACCAAUGUCGUGUGUCGCCGGUGUCCUAGCAGGAUUGUGGUGAUUCCCGGAACCAAGGACAAGGGAGAGGAGGAUAGGAUAGAGGUUGCCAGACAGGGUGGUGGGUUUAGUCCUGAUCAUGGCAUCCUGUUGUGCGCCAAUGAGAUGCGCAAUCGAGGACACUUGGAGGAUACGCUGGCGCAUGAGAUGGUGCAUGCUUGGGAUCAUCUGAGGUGGAAGGUGGAUUGGUUCGGGGAGAAGAGUUUGAGGCACGCUGCUUGUACUGAAAUCCGAGCAUCAAUGCUCAGCGGCGAGUGCAGAUGGACACGCGAGUCUAUUGUCCGAGGCAACUGGACGCUUACCCAACAAUUUCAGAACUGCGUUCGUAUGCGAGCCAUCCAGUCGGUUAUGGCACGACCGACGUGCAAGGACGAUGUACAUGCAACAAAGGUGGUCAACGAGGUGUGGGACUCGUGCUUUGCGGACAAGAGGCCGUUUGAGGAGAUUUAUAGGUGA